AAGUGUCAAGAUGCGGAUUCAGAAUAGUAACGGUUGCGGAGUUGGUUGAAGCUGACAAACCCGUUUCUCUCGCCGGCGGGAAAGAAUCCGAUGACGGCUUUCAACAUGAGACUUUCGAUCACGCCUGGAGAUCGCUGCAUGACGUAAGCCCCACCCACCCGAAUCAAGCUCCCCACGCUUCCGAACCCGCGAUUGAAAAAGGUACGGGGACCCCAAAGGAGGGAGGAGUCAGUGCCUCUAUGCAUUGCACUGACUGCACUGGGCGUACCUGAACCUCGUCCGAUCUUCCCCUCCUUCAUCCAAUUCCAUUCUUGCUUUCCAGACACUGCAUGUCAAAAUGAGUCUGUUCGUUGCUAGCACCAGAUCCGCCUUCCGGGCUGCCGCCCCCAUCAAGAGGUCUUUCCAGACCCGCCGCUCCUAUGCGACCGAGCCUUCCAAGGGUGGCAGCAGCAGCACCAUCCUCCUCGGUGCUGCCGCUGUUGGUCUUGCCGGCGCCGGCGCCUACUUUUUCUCCGGCGCUGGUGCCGCCAAGAAGGCUGAGGCCAGCGUUAAGCAGGUGACCGAGAAGAUCACCCCCGGCGAGAUCAAGAAGGCCUUCGUCGGCGGCGACCAGGGAUGGCUCAGCCUCAAGCUCGAGGAGGUUGAGCUGGUCAACCACAACACCAAGCGCCUGCGCUUCAGACUCCCUGAGGACGACAUGGUGUCUGGCCUCCAUGUUGCCAGCGCCAUCCUCACCAAGUUCAAGCCUAUCGAUGCUGAGAAGGCUGUCCUCAGGCCUUACACUCCCAUCAGCGACGAGAGUGCCCAGGGCUACAUUGACCUCCUGGUCAAGAAGUACGAGGGUGGUCCCAUGAGCACCUACCUCCAUGACAUGGCUCCCGGCCAGCGCCUCGACAUCAAGGGCCCUCUUCCCAAGUACCCCUGGGAGGCUAACAAGCACAAGCACAUCGCCCUCGUUGCUGGCGGCACCGGUAUCACUCCCAUGUACCAGCUCAUCCGCGCCAUCUUCAACAACCCCGAUGACAAGACCAAGGUUACUCUCGUCUUCGGCAACGUUAGCGAGGAGGACGUUCUCCUCAAGCACGAGCUCGCCACCAUCGAGAACCACUACCCCCAGCGCUUCCGCGCUUUCUACGUCCUCGACAACCCUCCCAAGGAGUGGGCCGGUAACAAGGGCUACAUCAACAAGGACCUCCUCAAGACCGUCCUUCCUGAGCCCAAGAACGAGGAUAUCAAGAUCUUCGUCUGCGGCCCACCCGGCAUGAUGAACUCCAUCUCCGGCAACAAGAAGAGCCCCAGGGACCAGGGCGAGCUGACCGGUAUCCUCAAGGAGCUCGGCUACUCUCCCGAUCAGGUAUACAAGUUCUAAGCGACUCAGGACUUGGAUGCAUCUUGUGUGUUAUAAUAUUACCGUCUUAUUUAGCUAGAAUAGCGCGGCGUCACUUGAGUUUGCCAGUGUGGGAUUGGCUUGGUCUACGAUACUCGUGCUUGACGAGCACACGCAGCGCACAUCCUGCUGCGUAUAGAUAGAGGAUAAUAAAAGGCAACAAAAAGGAAAUUAAAAAUAAUGAAAAGAAAAACAAAAAUUCGGACAUGAGCUUGUCAAAGCGACAGGAUCGGAUCAUGUCAAACUCUUGCUUUUCUGAAACGAUGCUCAGUUUCAGUUGCAGUCGACAUCCAAGUGAACACAAAGACUGCGAUGGCAUCCGUUGUGGCGGUGGUGCCGGCGUGGCUGAUACCGACGUGGCUGACAGCCUGCCGGUCUGGUCAUUCUGAAGGUGCACGUGGAGACGUGACAGCG
Molecule: messenger RNA, 1801 nt
Organism: Neurospora crassa OR74A
Lineage: Eukaryota; Fungi; Ascomycota; Sordariomycetes; Sordariales; Sordariaceae
Product: NADH-cytochrome b5 reductase 2
Exons: 3
Coding region: 338-1369 (343 amino acids)
Biological process (GO): ergosterol biosynthetic process
Molecular function (GO): cytochrome-b5 reductase activity, acting on NAD(P)H
Source: RefSeq, a predicted model, not a curated record